AUGGCAGUAGAGUCUUCUUCAUCACUGCAAUUGUCGGAUGGGGAGCCACUGAAAAGAGCAUCAGAUAACAGAACCCCCACUGAUGAGCAAUCAAGUGACGGUCUUGACCAAGGUGACGACUCUGACAAGAAACAAUUUGUGCAUAUAAGGAAGGGUAGAAGAAAGAAAGUCAAAUCUCAGAACUCUUCUAGCGCUUUGUCCACUGCUGUGGAGCUUUUUGAAAAAGUGGUUAAUAAUGACCCAACAACACAGCUGAUGCAUUUUUUCAAAGAGGAAAAUCAGCGAGCUCGUGAGCAUGAAUUAAAGUUAAUGGAACUCUUCAUGUCACAAAGACAGCCCGCAGUUAGUUAUUCUGCAGGUUCAUCCUCUAUCAUUUUCCCAGGAAGAAGCCCCAGCCCAUUUGCAGGAUCUAGUCAUUGUGCAGGUUCAUCCUCUAUGAUUUCCCCAGAAAGAAGCCCCAGUUCAUUUGCAUACACAGCUCAAGAUUUACUCUACAAGGAACUUCGACAGUGCCAGUUCUCAGAGAGUGAAGGGAAAAGGUAUCACCAGUUGUAGAUUAAUGUGGAACAGAGUGGACAUUAAUGUUGAUAUUUCUUGUAUAUUUCCUGACUUUAUCCAUGAUCAUCAAUAUGAGGGAUGAUUAAUGUUUGUACUCCAUUUAACUAGUACCACAGUUCAAGUUUAUAACUUUUUGAAUUUUUAAAAAUUGCCGCUUCUCUUGGUUAGAACUUUCACACUUUAAAUUUUAAAGUACAGUCAAUCUCAUGAUUGAACCGUUGCGUUUCUCUGUGACAAAAUGGUGCAUUAUGAAGGAAUAAACAGACAAUUUACAUCCAGUUCAUUUCAAAGGGAAAAUGGUUCUUAUUUUUUCAUCAACAACAUAACAAACAUCAAAUACAUUCAGUGGAAAAGAAAACAAAACAUUAUCUUUUUUAACAAGCAACUCAGCCAUUGUUAUAGCCAAUUGAAAAUUUCAUGAGGUAUGUGACAAUAGACUCUGUAGCAAAAGGAAACAUUAUUAUAACAUAGCGCGCGUGCUUGCCCUGUAUAAGUCCUAUUGAGCCGCUAUGAACAAAAUUUUUAUUUACGCACGCCGGUAAAUAAGAUGACGUGAGCAUUUUUUUGACCUGGAUUCAGAGUUUCCGUCCUGUUAAGCUGCGGUGCAGUUUUCCUUCUCUUAGAAAUAUGGAAGAAACCAGCGAAGAACUACCAAAUUUUUCUAUCGGCAUUGACCUUUUAGGUCCUGAUCCAACAAGCAACAAAAAUAAAGCCGAAAAAAACUCGCAAGUUGCACGUUUCGCAAAUUUGUCGGAAGACCAGCUGUAGCAAAUCUUGGCCGAAAGACAUUCAAUGGGAACAAAAAAAAGUCACCAAUUCGUCAUUAACAACAUAUAAAGGUAAAAUUUCCCUUUUUAUUGUUGUUUUUAAAUUUGUUCAAUCUGGGAAAUUUCGCACUAUAUCACAAUAAAAGGCUUCUUCUCGCAGAUCCUUGUUGUCGCUCUGUUAUAAAAGAAUUUGCUCAUGCAUUUAGCUGUGCGUAUAUCAAGUUAUGGAUGCACUUAAGAAGUUUGGAGUGCACUCAAAAAGCUAGAGUUGCUCUCGGCUGCGCCUCAAGCUACUCUUACGCAUUUUCCGUGCUCUCCAAACUUCCCGCGUGCAUCCAUAACCCGAUAUACGCACGCUAAGCAUGAACAAAUUCUUAAAGAAUAAGGAAAGUGACUCUACGCUAAUCUACAAUUUUUAGACACUUGAGCCAACACCAUAACAUUAAAAAAAUGAAACCAGCUUGCAUGAGUAAUUAUGAACUGGUAUCAUAACAAGUGAAAAUAUCAAGACAAAUCAUGUUUUCUUGUUGAUUAUGCACCAGUUCACCUCCAAUUCCUAAACUAUUAUGA
Messenger RNA from Pocillopora meandrina, 1895 nucleotides. NCBI's taxonomy places the organism in Eukaryota, Metazoa, Cnidaria, Anthozoa, Scleractinia, Pocilloporidae. The record is from the annotation of a GenBank genome assembly.